AAAAAUGAUAACAAAAAAACAAAAGAUCCCCAUGAAGUAAAAUAAAAAUCCACACAACCCAACUCAUAAUUCAUCUACUUAUAGCCAACCUCACUGCCUCCAUUUCCUACAUCUCAAAGAUCUAAUCUUUUCUUAAAUUUCCUUUCUUUUGAAUUCUACCAUUUUUGUUAUAUACUCUUAAUCUCCCCCUCACUUUUAAAUUCUUUGAAUCCAAUUCCAAUUUUAGUAAUAAAUUCUCAAUAUAUAGUCAUACCCUUCUCUUCAUCUUCUCAAGAUUUUCUAAUCUUUGUUGAAGAUUUGUAAUUUUUGGGUAGUGAAAAAAAAUGGAGAUGGUAUUGAAAUCAAAUCAAGAACUAAUUCCAGGGUUACCAGAUGAGAUUGGUAGAGAAUGUUUGGUAAAAGUACCGUUUGAAUUCCAUGGUAACAUGAAAUCAGUUUGUCAUUCUUGGAAAAAUUUGAUUUCUCAUCCUUCUUUUUAUCAACAAAGAUUCAAGCUUGGUACUUCUGAGCAUCUUGUUUGUUUAGUUCAACCUCUUCCUCAAUCUGAAUCCGCCGACCCAGUUACCGGAGAAAUGGUCUCCGCUACUGUAUCUGAAAAUGAAGACAAGACGGUGGAGCAGCAGCAGCAGCAGCAACGGCAGCAGAUCCAUACUCCGCCGCAGUUUGCUCUGAGUAUUUUUAACAUCAACUACAAUCUCUGGCGAAGAACACGGCCGCACGGCGGAAUACCGAUGUUCUGCCAGUGUUUAUCAGUCCCCUCUCAGGGGAAGAUACUCCUCAUCGGCGGUUGGGAUUCCGCUACUCUCGAACCGGUACCGGAUGUUCACAUCCUCGAUCUCACCGCCGGCGGGAAGUGGAGACGGGGAGCUUCAAUGUCGGUGUCGCGGUCAUUCUUCGCUUGCGCUUUAGUCGGGUCAAAUUUGGUAUACGUCGCCGGCGGGCACGACGGGCAGAAGAACGCUCUGAAGUCAGCGGAGGUGUACGACAUUGAAAAAGACGAGUGGAGGACGGUGGCGGAUAUGAACGAAGAGAGGGACGAGUGUGAAGGACUGAGUUGGGACGGUGAGUCAAAGUUCUGGGUAGUGAGUGGCUACGGUAGCGAGAGUCAAGGACAGUUCAGAUCAGACGGUGAGUGUUAUGACCCGGUGAGUGGGCGCUGGUCUAAAGUUGACGGGGUUUGGCCUUUUAAUAGUGUUAGUCCGAGAGGUGUUAGCACUGCAGUUUCCGGUGGGGGAAAUGAAAAGCAGUGGUGGUGGUUCUUGAGAGAUGAACAAGACCGCCGGCAGCAGGGGCGGAGGAGGGGCGAGGACAUGAGUGUGGAGAUUGUGGAUUCUAUUCAACUGCCGGAUUGUUUGAUUGGAAACAGUCCUUUUGUGAGCAGUCUUGGGUACGGUAAAGUGUUUGUGAUGGGUGGCAAAAAUGUAAGAACGUCAGUGUCGUGUAAUGAAUGUGAGUGUGAAGGGGCGUUUAUUUUGGAUAAAGAUUGGAAAAAUGGGAGUGUGAAGUGGAACCAUGUCCAUACACCUGUUCAGUUUUCUGGGUUUCCAUUUUCAGCUUGUCAUUUGACAAUGUGAGCUCAGAUUUGGACCUGUUUUAAGUGAGUUUCUGGGUGUUUUUGAUUUUGGUUUUGCCUUUUGCAGACCUUAAAAUGAGGGUGUUUUAUGUGCUUCAACUAUGUUUAUAUUUUGCAAACAUAUGAAGAUCAUUAGUUUUCUUUUUUA
Molecule: messenger RNA, 1721 nt
Organism: Mercurialis annua (annual mercury)
Lineage: Eukaryota; Viridiplantae; Streptophyta; Magnoliopsida; Malpighiales; Euphorbiaceae
Product: F-box/kelch-repeat protein SKIP20
Exons: 1
Coding region: 324-1574 (416 amino acids)
Biological process (GO): regulation of phenylpropanoid metabolic process; negative regulation of cytokinin-activated signaling pathway
Molecular function (GO): protein binding
Source: RefSeq, a predicted model, not a curated record